GGCGGUCCCGGGCAUGGGGCUGCGGGCGCGAGCCGCGGGCGGGCGCUGCGGCCCGGGCUGGCUGCGGGCGGCGGCGUGAGCGGCCGGGACGCAGGAUGCGCUCCGAGGGCGCGGCCCCCGGGCCGGUGGCGCCGCUGUGCGGGGCGCUGAGCCUGGUGCUGGGGGCGCUGCUCGGCAAAGUGAUCGAGGGCCGCGGCGUGCCCGAGGACGUCCAGCGCCUAGCCGCCUCGCCGCCGCCCUACCUGCCCGUGAGCUUCCGCGUGCUGGGCGCCGAGGCCGCCUUCCUGCUGAGGAGCCCGGAGCCCGCGGGGGCCGCGCCGACCCACAACUGCAGCCUGCGCUCGCGCGCCCAGGCCUUCUUCGCCUUCCGCGCGCCGCGGCCGCCGCGGGUCAGCGCCAGCUACGGGCCCUUCGCCGUGGAGAAGGCCGUGCCGCCGGACCUGCUGGCGCGCUCCCACAAUGGCGAGCCGGGCCCCGCCUGGAGGCUGCGGGCCUCCGUGCUGCGCGCCCGAGUCUCGGCCAGCCGGCCCCGGCUCCAGGUCCUGUUCCACGUGGCGGGCCGGGCCUGGGGCGAGCCCCGCGCCGGGGAACGGCUGCCCUGCGUGCGGCUCUGGGCCUUCCGCGACGCCCGCCAGCUGCAGGGCGGCUGCCGGCCUGCAGGGCCGCUGGGGCUGUGCGUGGCGCAGCUGGAGCUGCCCGCCGGCUGGUUCGGGCCCGCGGUGGCGGUGGCAGCGACUGCGGGCAGGAGGCGACCUCAGACCCAGGCCGAGGGCGGCUCGGUGGAGCUCUACUACGCAGUGCUGCCCGCGGACGAGCGCGGGGACUGCGCCGCCAGGGACCCACGCCAGGACAACGCCAUCCGGCCCGGCAAGGACGUCCCGGGAGAGAGGCCGAUGCACCUGCGCAGGAUUGGCACCGUGGACCUGUCCCCUGCCCAGGACGGGGCCCAGCUCAGUGCGCUGCGCCUGGACCGUAACGUGGUCGUCUGGCUGCCCUCCAGGCCGGCCAAGCUAGGGGAGGUGGUCACGGCGCACAUCACCGUCUCCAGCGAUGCCCCCGUGGAUUUCUUCAUCCUAAGAGCCAAGGUGAAGAAGGGAGUGAAGAUCCUGAGCGCCCAGAGCAGCGAGCCGCAGCACUGGGACGUCAAGCAGGAGGUGGGCUCCGGGGGCAAGCACACCUCCACCACUGUGACGUGCCAGCGCCUGGCCCGGGCCACACACAACAGGAGCAGUCCCUUCGAGGAGGUUGUGCAAAUGAACUUUGAGGUCGCCAGCUUCAGCAGCCUGUCCGGCAGCCAGCCCAUCACGUGGCAGGUGGAGUACCCACGCAGACCUCCCUCGGACACCACCAUCUCGGAGGUCUUCGUCAGCCAGAAGGACCUGGCCGGCAUCGUCCCCUUGGCCAUGGACACAGAGCUCCUGAACACAGCCGUGCUCACGGGAAAGACGGUUGCCUUGCCUGUCAAGGUGGUGUCGGUGGAGGAGAGCGGCGCCGUGCUGGACGUGUCUGAGUUGGUGGAGUGCAAGUCCACGGACGAGGACGUGCUCAAGGUGUCGGACCGCUGUGACCAUGUCUUCGUCAAUGGCAAAGAGAUCAAGGGUAGAGUGGACGUAGCGGUGAACUUCACCUACCAGCACCUGAGUGCCCCACUGCAUGUGACCGUGUGGGUGCCCCGGCUGCCCCUGCAGAUCGACAUCUCGGACACAGAGCUGAGUCAGAUCAAGGGCUGGAGGGUCCCCGUCGGGGCCAGCAAGAGGCCCACGCGGGAGAGUGAGGAGGAGGAGGAAGAGGAGCGGCGGGGCCGGGGCUGCACCCUGCAGUUCCAGCGUGCCACCGUACGGGUCCUCACGCAGUUUGUGUCCCAGGGGGCUGGGCCCUGGGGCCAGCUGAGCCACCUGCUCGGUCCCGAUUGGCAGUUCGACGUCACCCACCUGGUGGCAGACUUCAUGAAGCUGGAGGAGCCUCACGUGGCCACGCUGCAGGAUGGCAGGAUCCUCGUGGGCCGGGAGGUCGGCAUGACGACCAUCCAGGUGUUGUCCCCGCUGUCGGACUCCAUCCUGGCUGAGAAGACAGUCACCGUGUUGGACGACAAAGUGUCGGUGACAGACCUGGCCAUCCAGCUUGUGGCUGGGCUGUCAGCCACCCUGCAUGCUGACCCAGAGAACAGCCAGGCCAUCACGGCCGUGGCCACGGCUGAGGAGCUGCUGCGGACCCCCAAACAGGAGGCAGUGCUCAGCACCUGGCUGCAGUUCAGCGACGGCUCGGUGACACCUGUGGACAUCUAUGACGCCAAGGACUUCUCCCUGACCGCAACCUCCUUGGAUGAGGCUGUCGUGUCCGUCCCCCAGGCCCGCUCCCCCAGGUGGCCUGUUGUGGUGGCCGAAGGGGAGGGCCAGGGGCCGCUGGUGCAAGUGGACAUGACCAUUGCUGAGUCCUGCCAGAAAUCCAAACGCAAGAGUGUGCUGGCUGUGGGCAUCGGCAGCAUCCAGGUCAAGUUCGGACAGAGCCGCCCGGACGCUGGUCCAGCAGGGGACGACGACGACGAGGAAGAGAUUGAGAACCGCGCCAGCGACCGCAGGCACAAGACUCAGGACCACGAGCGCCAGGGCCAGGACGGGCGCUUCCUGGGCAGCUCGGCCAUGGAGCGGGAGGAAGGGGCUCUCUGGAGAGUUCCUGGCACAGCCACGUCGCCCCUGGACAGCGGGGUGGGGAGGAACAGCCGGCUGGCCGGGGAGGCGCGGAACAUCCCCAUUGUCUUCACCCACCUCCCAGCGCAGGCGGAACUGCCCGCGGGGGCCGGGCUGGCGGGCGGCGACCUGCUGCAGGCGCCCCGGGGCCUGAGCGACCUGGAGAUCGGCAUGUACGCGCUGCUGGGCGUCUUCUGCCUGGCCAUCCUAGUCUUCCUCAUCAACUGUGCCACCUUCGUCCUCAAGUACCGGCACAAGCAGGUGCCCCUGGAAGGGCAGGCCUCCGUGAGCCACUUGCACGACUGGGUGUGGCUGGGCACCGAGGCGGAGCUGCUGGACAAUGGGGCGGAGGUGGCGCCGCCCCAGGACCAGCACACCACUGUCCUGGACCGCAGGCUGAGGGUCCCCCAGGAAAGCAGCUGCCUUCCACUCGAAGGGGGCGCCCAGAAGCAGGUGCAGGGCCAGGUGCACAGGCCUCCCGAGGCGGGGAGCAGGCAGGAGGCCGCGCACUCGCCCACGUCCAGGCGGAAGAAGGUGCAGUUCGCCACCUUGACCACCAUCCAGCCGGACGACAGCUGUCCCACCGUCAACUCCAUUGUGGGCGGUCCCAAGGACGACAUCUCGUGGGUAUGCCCCAACGUGGAGGCGGGCGCCCCCAUGGACCUGAGCUGCUACCUGGAGAGACGCGAGGAGCCCGCGUAGGGCGCGGCCCGAGCGCCCAGUGUGCCAUCCUAGCUAGGGCUGCCAUUGGGCUAAGGGGCUUCUCUG
This is a messenger RNA of Ochotona princeps (American pika), 3455 nucleotides long. It is a transcript of the gene TMEM132C, whose product is annotated as transmembrane protein 132C. Lineage: Eukaryota; Metazoa; Chordata; Mammalia; Lagomorpha; Ochotonidae. Bases 96 to 3389 code for a protein of 1097 amino acids. The transcript is spliced from 9 exons. The record is from RefSeq and is a predicted model, not a curated record.